This is a messenger RNA of Falco peregrinus (peregrine falcon), 5645 nucleotides long. Its product is annotated as peroxidasin homolog. NCBI's taxonomy places the organism in Eukaryota, Metazoa, Chordata, Aves, Falconiformes, Falconidae. The coding region runs from base 1099 to 5547 and encodes 1482 amino acids. Gene Ontology annotation, molecular function: heme binding; protein binding; peroxidase activity. The transcript is spliced from 22 exons. Gene Ontology annotation, biological process: response to oxidative stress. The record is from RefSeq and is a predicted model, not a curated record.
UAAAAAGAAACCUGCCCAGCUGAUUUCUUUAUGUAAUGGAGUUGUGCAAGAUGUGUUUUGGAAUUAGCGUACACAGACCUGGUCUAGGUUCAGUAUAUCAGAACGGUUAAAGAGUGAAUUGACUUACCUGGCUGUUAGAGCUGUGGCCAACAGGUAUUGAGAGGUCAUUCAGUCUGCUUCUGUACUUCAAGGAAUUGCCUAAAUGAAACAUGUCAGGAGUUAGUUUAAUGCAUUCUGAGCUGCAAGUCCCCUCCUGUCUCCUGUGCUCUGUUUCAGUGCUUAAUUAAUGCAAAUUUUUAAGAGCUGGUGUUCAUGGCUUCCAUUUCAGUAUUAUUGAGAAUAAUAUUUUGGCAUCAGCUGUAGUAGGAAACGGAUCACCAUAGCAAAUACAGCUGUUGCUAAUUAAAUGUAUCUGUUAACCUUUAUUCCGCAGGAUAAUUAUUGUAUAGUAUGUUUCUUCCUGUCAUCUGUCUGUAUGAUAGAUGUCCUUUUACCGACUAUACAUAACAUGAGACUAGUUCAGCGUUCAUGUUUUCCUUCACACGAUGUUAAAUGAAAAAAAAAUUCUUUUCUGCUUUAGAAAGCUAUGGAUGUGUCAUACAAAUGGUAUCAAGUAAAUUAAAUUUGUCAGAUAAUGUUUGUUCACUUAAUAGUAAAACAUACAUCACAGUUCUUGGGAAGUAGUGAUGAGCUCCUCAGGGGACCUACUCCAAUGAAAUCUUUCUACUGGGGUGAAGUAAUAGUUCAAAACAAAGAAGGGUGGGAGAAAAGAACAAUCCACACCUGAAAAACAAACCCAGACUUCCUUGCAUUCUACUGGUGUGAAAAGUCUUGUCUAGCAGAGGCUGGAAAUGCUUAAGCACGGAAAACAAGUGUUAACUUUCAUUCCUGUUGCUUAGGAGUUAACUUUUGGUUCUUGCUCAGAGCUGCACAUAUUUUUGUUUUAACAAUUUGUCAUGUUCAUGGAAAAUAAGAGAAAUUAAUGCAAGAGUAAGGGAACUGUAAUUGCUAGCGUUUCAUAACAUCUCACAAGCGUUGCGCUGCUGGUGAAGGAGAGAUAACGAGGGUUCAAGUGAAGAUCUGUUUCUAAGUAAGUGUAUGGGUUGCAGAACUUGCCUUUUUGUGCUCAGGUUAUUCCCUGUGGUGUGGCCACUGUUAAACCUGCUGACUUGGCUAAAGAUCCUGUUCCUACCUGCAACAGGAAAAUACCCAUCAAUCCUUCCAGAAGCUGCCACCCACCGCACAGCCAGUUUCUCCUGCUCCUGUCCUAGUCGCUGCCUGUGCUUCAGGACUACAGUAAGAUGCAUGCAUCUGAUGUUGGAAACCAUCCCUGAUAUCCCACCCCAGACAAACAUACUAGAUUUACGCUUCAACCACAUCAAGGAGGUACAACCUGGAGCCUUCAGAAGACUGAAGAACCUCAACACGCUGCUGCUGAACAAUAAUCAGAUAAAACAAAUUGUGAGAAGAUCCUUUGAAGAUCUGGAGAACCUAAAAUACCUCUACCUUUACAAAAAUGAAAUUCAGAGCAUCCAGCAACAUGCCUUCGACGGGCUCCGUUCUCUGGAACAGCUCUACCUGCAUUUCAACAACCUGGAAAGUCUGGAGCCGGAGACUUUUAGUGACCUGCCUAAACUUGAAAGGCUAUUCUUGCACAACAACAAGAUUUCCAGGAUUCAUCCAGGGACAUUCUCUCAACUGGAAUCCCUCAAACGGCUGCGGCUGGACUCCAAUGCCUUGCUUUGCGACUGUGACUUGAUGUGGCUGGCGGAGCUGCUGAAGAAAUACGCUGAGCAGGGCAGUAUCCAGACAGCCGCCACCUGCGAGGCUCCUCGGGAGCUGCACGGACGCUCUAUUGUCACCCUGACCACCCAGGAGUUUAACUGCGAGAGGCCUCGUAUAACCUCAGAACCCCACGACGUCGAUGUCCUCUUGGGAAACACGGUUUAUUUCACCUGCAGGGCAGAAGGCAACCCAAAGCCUGCGAUUAUUUGGCUGCACAACAAUAAUGAGAUUGACAUGAAAGAUGACAACCGCCUGAACCUGUUGCAAGAUGGUACCUUGAUGAUCCAGAAUACCAAGGAGUCAGACAAAGGCAUCUACCAGUGCAUGGCCAAGAACAUAGCAGGAGAGGCCAAGACACAAGAAGUUGUGCUGCGCUAUUUUGGCACCCCAUCCAAGCCCACUUUUGUGAUCCAGCCGCAGAACACUGAAGUGCUGAUUGGGGAAAGCGUCACCUUGGAGUGUGGGGUCUCUGGGCAUCCCCACCCUCGCAUCAGCUGGACCCUUGGCACAGGCUCUCCUUUACCGCAGGAUUCCCGUUUCGCUAUCACCAGCUCUGGGGGGCUCUUCAUUCAUAAUGUCACCUUCUCGGACCAGGGCCAGUACAACUGCAAUGCCAGCAACACCGAAGGGUCCAUCCAGGCGACAGCAAGGAUCAUAGUGCAAGAUUCUCCCAGGUUUCUCGUCAUUCCCACCGAUCAGACUGUAACUGAGGGACAAAGCGUGGAUUUCCCCUGCUCUGCUGAGGGUCACCCUCCACCUGUGAUUGCCUGGACGAGGGCAGGUGGGCCACUGCCAAGUGACCGGAGGCACAGCAUCCUCUCCACGGGCACCCUGCGGGUAAUGCGGGUAGCUUUGCAUGACCAAGGCCAAUACGAAUGCCAUGCCAUCAGUGCCAUCGGAGUGAGGACCCUCCCGGUACAGCUGUCGGUGACCCCACGAGUGAUACCGGUGUUCCUUCACCCCCCCCAAGACGUGGUGGCAGAGACAGGCCAGGACGUUGCAAUCACCUGCGCUGCCCAGGGAGAUCCACGGCCCACCAUAACCUGGGUCAAAGAGGGCAUCCAGAUCACAGAGAGUGGCAAGUUCCACAUAAGCCAAGACGGGACCCUUUCCAUCCAAGACCUUGGCGUGGCUGACCAGGGCAGAUACGAGUGCAUCGCAAGAAACCCCUUUGGCUUCACCUCCAGCGCCAUGCAGCUCACCAUCACCGCCACGGACGUCGGUCGGAGCGGCGACACGUUUGUAGCCACAUCGAUACGGGAAGCCAUCAGCAGCGUGGACCACGCCAUCAAUUCAACACGCACGGAGCUGUUCAGCAAACGCCCCAAGACACCCAACGACUUGCUGGCUCUGUUCCGUUACCCCCGGGACCCCUACACCAUUGAAACAGCCAGGGCAGGGGAGAUCUUUGAAAGGACCUUGCAGCUGAUUCAGGAACAUGUGCAACAAGGUCUGAUCGUGGAUAUGAAUGUCACAGGCUAUCGGUACAACGACUUGGUGUCCCCUCACUACCUGAACAUGAUUGCCAACCUGUCAGGCUGCUCUGCCCACCGCCGUACACCGAACUGCUCAGAUAUCUGCUUCCACAAGAAGUACAGGACCCACGACGGCUCUUGCAACAACCUCCAGCACCCGAUGUGGGGUGCAUCCCUCACAGCCUUCCAGAGGCUCCUCAAACCUGCCUACCAGAACGGAUUUAACCUCCCCCGGGGGUUUUCCUUAGCAGAAGAUGCCAGGGACCUGCCCCUUCCUCUACCUCGCCUUGUUUCCACCGCCAUGGUCGGGACUGAGACCAUCACCCCCGAUGACCAGUUCACACACAUGCUCAUGCAGUGGGGCCAGUUUCUGGACCACGACAUGGACCAGACAGUGGCAGCCAUUAGCAUGUCCCGCUUCUCCGAUGGAGCACCCUGCAGCGAGGUGUGCAGCAACGACCCACCCUGCUUCUCCGUCAUGGUCCCUGCCAAUGACCCCCGUGUGAGGAACGGGCGCUGCAUGUUCUUUGUCCGCUCAAGCCCUGUGUGUGGCAGUGGGAUGACCUCCCUGCUGAUGAACUCCGUCUACGCCAGGGAGCAGAUCAACCACUUGACAUCUUACAUUGAUGCCUCCAAUGUUUACGGCAGCACAGAGCAGGAAUCACAGGAGCUGCGGGAUCUGAGCAACCAAAACGGGCUGCUGAAGCAAGGGCAAGUCGUGCCCAGCUCGGGGAAGCAUCUCCUUCCCUUUGCUGUGGGGCCACCCACUGAGUGCAUGAGAGAUGAGAACGAGAGCCCCGUGCCGUGCUUCCUGGCUGGGGACCACCGUGCCAACGAGCAGCUGGGUCUCACGGCCAUGCACACGCUGUGGUUCAGGGAGCACAACCGCAUUGCCACUGAGCUGUCGGCCCUCAAUCCCCACUGGGAUGGAGACCUCCUGUAUCACGAGGCGCGGAAGAUUGUGGGUGCCCAGAUGCAGCAUAUCACCUAUGCCCAGUGGCUCCCCAAGGUCCUUGGGGAAGCUGGGAUGAAGAUGCUGGGUGAGUACAAAGGCUACAACCCCAACAUCAAUGCGGGGAUUCUCAACGCCUUUGCCACUGCUGCCUUCCGCUUCGGGCACACCUUGAUCAACCCCAUCCUGUACCGGCUGAACGAAACCUUCCAGCCCAUCCGCCAAGGCCACAUCCCCCUGCACAAGGCCUUCUUCUCCCCUUUCAGGAUCACGCAGGAGGGUGGGAUUGACCCCCUCCUCCGUGGGCUCUUUGGGGUUCCUGGAAAAAUGCGGGUCCCCUCUGAACUCCUCAACAUGGAGCUGACUGAGAAACUCUUCUCCAUGGCACACUCUGUCUCACUGGACUUGGCUGCUAUCAACAUCCAGAGAGGGCGAGACCAUGGCAUCCCACCUUACAAUGACUUCAGGGUCUUCUGCAACCUCUCAUCUGCACAGGAGUUUGAGGACCUCAGAAAUGAGAUAAAGAACCUGGAGAUCAGGGAAAAGCUCAGGAGUUUAUAUGGAACUACCAAAAAUAUUGACCUGUUUCCAGCACUGAUGGUGGAGGAUCUCGUCCCUGGUACCAGAGUUGGACCAACGCUGAUGUGCCUGUUAACGACACAGUUCAGAAGGCUGAGGGAUGGAGACAGAUUUUGGUAUGAGAAUCCUGGCGUCUUCACGCCCGCACAGCUGACGCAGAUCAGACAGACAUCCCUCGCUCGUGUCAUCUGUGACAACAGUGACCACAUCCAGCAGCUCCAGAGAGAUGUCUUCAGGGUGGCAUCGUACCUGCAGGGCAUGGUUGGCUGCGAAGAGAUUCCUGCGGUGGACCUUCGCUUGUGGCAGGACUGUUGUGAGGACUGCCAGACACGCGGGCAAUUCAGGGCUCUUUCUCAGCGGUUCCGGAGCAAGAGAUCACCUGGCUUCAGCUACCCAGAGGAAAAACCUGCCAAGCAUAAGGCUGCCUUCCCCAGAAAUGAGGCGCCUUCUCCAAGCCCUUCCUCCAGAAAGAAUCUCGAGUCCCUUGUGGCUGAACUGGAGAGGACAGUUGCUUCCCUACGGAAACAGGUAUAUUGUGCCCAACCGUUUGUCUUCCAUGGAGUCACCCCAGGAGCAGGAUUUAGCUUUUUGCUACGAGCAGCUGCUGCGACUUCUGUGUCCUCCAGAGCCAUGAGCAACCAUCCGAUCAGUGGCAGGUCCAGAAGAGGUAGAGUAGGGAGAGAAGAGCUGGAGCUGAGCUCUGUGAGCUCAGACCUCUACCACUGUAGGGUAAAGUGCAAGUCUGAGCUUCAGUGAAGGCAACUUGAGCCAGCACUUUCUUCUUGUAUUUGGGACAGGUAAAAGAUUACCUGUGCAAUGGUGCAGACUCGUCUUAGAGCUGCUGCUUUCUUGUC